AUGUCGCGUUCCAAGCGGCGCCUGAAUCACAACGAUCUCAAUGCCGACACCAUCACGCAAAAUGUCAUUGCCUUGAAUUCCGGGAGCCCGAAUGAGCGCCUGGGCUUUAUUCUGGAGCGACUGGUUCUCCAUCUGCAUGAUUUCGUCCGGGAAACACGACUGACAAGCCAAGAAUGGAUGGAAGGGCUCUUGUUUCUAACCAAGACCGGCCAGACUUGCACGCCCCUUCGCCAGGAGUUCAUUCUACUUUCUGAUAUCCUGGGCUUGUCGCUCCUAGUAGAUUCCAUCGAUCACCCCAAGCCGGCCAACUCGACUCAAGGAAGCCUCCUGGGCCCGUUUCACACACACGAUGCAAACACCAUGUCGAGCGGCGACCGCCUGUCAUCGGACCCCAAGGGCGAGGAUUGUCUCGUGCUCUGCACGGUCAAAGACGUCGAGGGGCAGCCACUGGAAGGAGUCAAGAUUGACAUCUGGGAGACGGACUCGUCGGGUCACUAUGACACGCAGUAUGAAGACAGAGCCGCGCCAGAUGGGCGGGCCGUCAUGACCAGCGAUGACCAAGGUCGGUUCUGGUUCAAAGCCAUCAAGCCGGUAUCUUACCCCAUUCCGCACGAUGGACCCGUCGGCAAGCUGUUGGCCUCACUUGGUAGACACCCUUGGAGGCCAGCGCACAUGCACUUCAUGUUUAAGAAACCCGGAUAUGACGAGCUGAUCACGGCCCUUUUUCUCCGGGGAGACCCAUACGAGACUUCAGACGCCGUGUUCGGCGUCAAGGAGUCGUUGUUGGUGGAUUUGGAUACGGUGUCGGCUGAAAUGGCCACCAUGUACGGGGUACCCGAGGGCAGCUACUUGUUAAAGCACGAUUUUGUGCUUGUUACCGAGCAAGCGGUCCGCACGUUGAAGGAUGAAAAUGCUCGCCGGGCUUCAGCAUCCUUCAAUCAGGGGGAAAGGGAGGCCGGAGCUUUGAGGCUCAGCCUCUAA
Messenger RNA from Fonsecaea multimorphosa CBS 102226, 981 nucleotides. RefSeq lists its product as uncharacterized. NCBI's taxonomy places the organism in Eukaryota, Fungi, Ascomycota, Eurotiomycetes, Chaetothyriales, Herpotrichiellaceae. Gene Ontology annotation, biological process: catechol-containing compound metabolic process. Bases 1 to 981 code for a protein of 326 amino acids. Gene Ontology annotation, molecular function: ferric iron binding; catechol 1,2-dioxygenase activity. The record is from RefSeq and is a predicted model, not a curated record. The transcript has 3 exons.